AUGUCUACGCCGCCAAGAAUCGUCUUAGAGAUGCCCAGGUCGCCCAGCCUUGAGGAUGGCCCUUGGUCACCUACAUGGCCAGAGCCAACGUACUAUUAUGAUGGGAGGCCAAGAGCCCUGCUUGAUGAGGAACAAGCAGAACCACGCUCAAGUUUGGAGACAAUCGCAACACCAUACAAUCCUGGAGAGCCCAAGAAGGACCCUAAUCUUGUGACAUGGAACGGCCCAAACGACCCAGAGAACCCCAAGAACUGGCCGAUGGGCAAGAAGUGGGCCACCACGAUGCUGGUGUCAGCCUUCACCUUCAUCUCGCCCGUGUCGUCGUCCAUGGUGGCGCCUGCGCUGGAGAUAAUGGCGCGCGACCUCGGCAUUACCAGCACCGUCGAGUCGCAGAUGACGCUGUCCAUCUUCGUGCUCGCCUUCGCCAUCGGCCCGCUCUUCUUCGGCCCCCUGUCCGAGAGCUUCGGCAGGUGGCCCGUCCUGUUGCUCACCAACUUCUUCUAUCUGGUUUUCAACCUCGGCUGCGGCCUCUCAAAGACCGGAGCCCAGAUGCUGGUUUUCCGCUUCCUGAGCGGCAUUGGGGGCAGUGCGCCCUUGGCUGUUGGCGGUGGAGUUCUGAGUGAUUGCUGGGCUCCAGAGCAGCGCGGCAAAGCCGUCGGAAUAUACAGUCUCGCACCACUACUUGGCCCCGUCAUCGGGCCCCUGGCCGGCGGCUUCAUCGCAGAAAACACCACGUGGCGGUGGGUGUUCUAUGCAACGACCAUCACCGCCGUCGUAAUCCAGUUCGCAGGCUUCUACCACUUGCCUGAGUCCCACAACACCAUCAUUCUCCAGAAGCGCCGCGACCGGCUGGCCAAAGAGACGGGCAACCAGAAUCUGUACAUCGCCAAGGACAAGCAGGAAACGCUGCUCCGGGCCAUCACCAGCUCCAUGGCGCGGCCGACACGCCUGCUGGCCACGCAGCCCAUCGUACAGCUGAUCGCACUGUACAUGGGCUACCUGUUCGGGCUCUUCUACCUGAUCCUGUCGACCUUCCCCUCCCUCUAUCGCGAUGUCUACGGCCAAGGACUCGGCAUCGGCGGCCUGCACUACAUCUCGCUAGGCGUGGGCUUCACGCUCGGGGCGCAGGUGAACGCGCAGAUCACGGACCGGCUGUAUAAGAAGCUCACGGCUAAGCACUAUAAGAAGCCGCAGAACGAGAAGGAGAUGGAGUGCAACUGCAAAUGUCAGUGCCAUAGCGUGCAUGGCAAUAUGCCUCCAAACAAGCCCACCCCUACGCCCCCCGGCAUGCCAAACAAGGGCCUGCCCGAGUUCCGCAUCCCAUCCAUGUUCGUCGGGUCGCUUCUCAUCCCCAUCGGGCUCUUCUGGUACGGGUGGAGCGCGGAGGCGGCGCUGCACUGGAUCAUGCCGGACAUCGGCAUCACCAUCUUCGCCGCGGGGUCCAUCACCUGCCUGCAGUGCAUGCAGGCCUACAUCAUCGAUUCGUACACGCGCUUCGCCGCCAGUGGCAUGGCCGCCGUCAUCGUCCUCCGCAGUCUGGCCGGCUUCGGCUUCCCGCUGUUCGCGCCUUACAUGUACUCGGCCCUGGGCUACGGCUGGGGCAACAGCGUGCUGGGCUUCGUCAGCAUUGUCGUUGGCAUCCCGGCCCCGUACUUCUUCUGGUUCUAUGGUCACAAGCUGCGUGCCGUGUCGAAGUACGCUGUUGGUUGA
Diaporthe amygdali is the source of this 1710-nucleotide messenger RNA. RefSeq names its product major facilitator superfamily transporter. The transcript has 3 exons. NCBI's taxonomy places the organism in Eukaryota, Fungi, Ascomycota, Sordariomycetes, Diaporthales, Diaporthaceae. The record is from RefSeq and is a predicted model, not a curated record. Gene Ontology annotation, biological process: transmembrane transport. Bases 1 to 1710 code for a protein of 569 amino acids. Gene Ontology annotation, molecular function: transmembrane transporter activity.